Molecule: messenger RNA, 3357 nt
Organism: Etheostoma cragini (Arkansas darter)
Lineage: Eukaryota; Metazoa; Chordata; Actinopteri; Perciformes; Percidae
Gene: snx18a
Product: sorting nexin 18a
Exons: 2
Coding region: 376-2151 (591 amino acids)
Biological process (GO): cleavage furrow formation; mitotic cell cycle; plasma membrane tubulation
Cellular component (GO): cytoplasmic vesicle; plasma membrane
Molecular function (GO): phosphatidylinositol binding; protein binding
Source: RefSeq, a predicted model, not a curated record
CUGCUCGACGUGCUGUUGCUGCAGGCUGAAGCGAGCGUCCUGCUCGGAUCGGAGGGAGACUAGAGGAGCUCAGAUUAGUGUUGUUGUAUCGGGAAAUACCUCCGCUGUGGUUUCAUAAACUGCAACCUCUUGAUUUAAAAAAAAAAACGCCUCCGUUUGCUCUCAGGUUUGACCAAGAGCAAGGACCGCGCAUAAAGGGAUGUAAACAGGAUGUUUUUUUCUCACACUGCGAGAAGUUUGUACGCGCAGUUUGAAGAGUAACGUUAGUUUCGGGUGGGCUGAUUGAGCUAGCCCGGCUGCCCGCUGCGCUUCCCUCCUGCCCCGGCCAGCCAGUCACGAGUUAGCCCGCUGUCUUCUUCCAGCUGUUGGGGAAUAAUGGCGCUCAGAGCCAGGGCGCUGUACGACUUCCACUCUGAAAACCCCGGGGAGGUGUCGGUGAGGGAGAACGAAGUCCUAACUUUGUACAGCGAACAGGACAUCGAUGGCUGGUUUGAGGGGACGAAUAGCAAAGGGGAGAGGGGACUGUUCCCCGCUUCCUACGUGGAGAUCCUGAGGAACGACGUCGCUUCCACGUUCAACAACAACAGCUGCAGCAGCACAUCUGGGGACACUCACCCGGACUCCCGAUACGCCAACAUCCCACCCGAAGGUUUGGACGGCUCCUAUAAGCCUCAGAAUAAAGUUGAGAACUCUUCUAAACCGUCUGCGCCUAGUUUCGCCACUUUCUCAGCCCCAACACAACCACAGCAGCAGCAGCACACUUACCAGCAGGCCAGCCAAGGGAGCGAGGAUGACUGGGAUGAUGACUGGGAUGACAGCUCCACUGUUGCAGAUGAGCCAGGGACUGUAGGAGGAAGGUAUCAAGACUUUGAAGGUAAUGGGCCAUCUACUUACAGAGUGUCAACAUCCUCAAUGGCAAGAGGUAAUGCACAGCAAGCAAAGAGCUCUGCCACGGUCAGUAGAAACCUGAACAGGUUUUCAACCUUUGUGAAGUCAGGAGGAGAGGCGUUUGUGCUCGGAGAGGCUUCGGGCUUUGUUAAGGAUGGGGAUAAGAUCUGUGUGGUGUUGGGUCAGUAUGGUCCUGAGUGGCAGGAAAACCCGUACCCAUUUGCUUGUACAAUUGACGACCCCACUAAACAGACCAAGUUCAAGGGCAUGAAAAGCUACAUCUCCUAUAAGCUGACCCCCACCCACACACAGAACCAGGUGAACAGGAGGUAUAAGCACUUUGACUGGCUGUAUGCUCGGCUGGUGGAGAAAUUCCCUGUCAUCUCAGUGCCACACAUCCCGGAGAAGCAGGCCACAGGGCGCUUUGAGGAAGACUUCAUCUCCAAGAGGAGGAAAGGCCUCAUAUGGUGGAUGAACCACAUGACCAGUCACCCUGUCCUGGCCAGGUGUGAUGUCUUCCAGCACUUCCUCACCUGCAGCAGUACAGACGAGAAGGCCUGGAAGCAGGGUAAGAGGAAGGCGGAGAAGGACGAGAUGGUUGGAGCCAACUUUUUCCUCACUAUCAGCCCCCCUGCGGCUCCGCUCGACUUUCAGGAGGUGGAGAGCAAAAUUGACGGAUUCAAGACUUUCACCAAAAGGAUGGACGACAGCGCCUUGCAGCUCAAUGCCACCGUCAAUGAGUUUGCCCGCAAGCAGAUCACUGGCUUUAAGAAGGAGUAUCAGAAAGUAGGGCUGUCAUUUAGGGUCCUCAGCCAAGCCUUUGAAAUGGACCAGCAGGCGUACUCUACUGGACUCAACCAGGCUAUCUCCUUCACCGGGGAGGCGUAUGAAGCCAUUGGAGAGUAUUUUGCGGAGCAGCCCAGAAAGGAUCUUGACCCGAUCAUGGACUUGUUAGCUCUAUACCAAGGACACCUGGCAAACUACCCAGACAUCAUCCACGUCCAGAAAGGAGCCUUGACAAAGGUGAAAGAGAGCCAGAAACAUGUAGAGGAGGGCAAGAUGGACCGGGCGCAGGCGGAAGGCAUCGACGAGCGCUGCAACAUUAUCUCCUGCGCCACGCUGGCUGAGAUCCAGCACUUCCACCAGAUCCGCGUGCGUGACUUCAAGGCACAGAUGCAGCACUACCUACAGCAGCAGAUUGCCUUCUUCCAAAAAAUCACAGGCAAAUUAGAGGAGACUCUGCAGAAGUAUGACAAUGCGUAAUUGACUGCCUGUCAGUUUAGUUCUUGGUGAUCACUGACACAUGCAACUCCCUCAACCAGCGGAGUUUUGGCAAAAAACAGCCCAUACUGGUGAAUACUGUUCAGCCAGCAGGGAGAGACAUUCAAGGAGAUGGCGCUCCAGUAAUAAUGACAUUUCAACCAAAUCCAGGUUUCUGUGUGUGUUGGCCACAUUUCUGGGGACUGGGUGUUCUUGUUUAGAGAGGAUGUGUAAUUUAAUGAAGUUAGGACAACUUGUGACACAAACAACAGUCUUUAGAUUUAAUGAGAAUCAAUAAUAAUGAUGGUGCACCACAUGAUCCGGUGGGUGGGUGUAUUAAUUCUAAUCAAUGUAAUGACUUGCAGAGAGAGAACCUUGUAUCUGCUGCUGCAUAAACACCCGGCACAGGACUUUUAUACACAGCAUAAAAUGUUUUUAGCCUUACAACACUGUUUUUAACGGAGUGCCACUCCAAGUGGCUAAAACACUGCCUUCUGGAAAGACUCAAGCCCUUCCUGCUAUCUGUCUCCUUGGACAAACAGGGCAAAAUGUUUACAGUCUCCUCGCUGAGCAGCCACUGUCAUCACUGUCCCGCUGUGCCUUCUGGUUACGUCUCUCUGGUCAUUUUUGUUAGUGGUUACUCCAAAGCUUUAUAUACUGUAUAUGCAGAAAUAUAUUUGUUUUAACAAAGCUACACAUUUUGUAGUCUUUGGAAAAAGAAAAGACAGAAAGAUCACUGUGCUUUGAAAGAGGGCAGUGUCUUACAUGGGAGAUUUUGUUUGAUUGUGCCAUUUUUUUCCCCCUCCCCAGUGGCCCCAAGGAUGGAUUUUUCAACAGUCACACAGUGUGACAAAAUCAGGAUCUAGAGAGGAUUACCUGCUUUGACAAUAGGAACAUAUGCCUUACACAGGGCACAGCCAGCACUGCACAAUUUAAGGGACGAGUGGGAUGGACACUUGCUUUGCCCGAUACCUGAAUUUUUGGUUGACAAAAUGCUGGUUUUCAGGCUUAGUUUUGGGGUAGUGUUAGGAGACAGGCUGUUAAUGGGUAGAGGGUUCCUCACCUAUUUUAAUAAUAAAGUCUUUUUCAUAGCACACAGUUCUAGACAGAUCACCUGUACUGCUGUUUAUAACCUUUAUGGUGUUGGUUUCAUCAUGAAGAGAUUAAUAUAGAAGCAGAAAUGCAAAAUAAAUUCCUCCUUCACAGAAA